AUGAAUUCUACAAAACCUAGCUUUAAAGUCCUUAUCAAAAAAAAAGGUAAGACUCUCAAUAGAAGGCUGAAGAAUAGCUCAAAAUCAUAUAGGGAAAAUGGAGCAAAUCUCUACAUGUCUUACUCCAAGCCACAGGCGAUUCCGAAGCCACCAAAUACCCUGAUAAACUUGGUAAGAUCUAAGAAAACUUCACAAAGUUCAAGAAAAUGUUUGAAAAACGAUUACAUACUGAAAGAACUUGAUGUGAAGAAGCUUUCCAUUUAUUCUAAUAAUACGGUUUUGAAAAAAAAGAUCAACCCGUUCAUAGGAUUCCGAAGCUAUUAUGCAAAGUUUGCCAAGGGGAGAGUGAGGCAACAGGAACUCUCCAAAAUACUUUCUGAGUACUGGACGAAAAACUCUAAAAUACACAGUGUAUGGGAGUUUUUCACCCAACACUAUAAUCGAGAAGUUACAAGCAUGUGCUUCACAUUAUGGUUGGAAGAAAACUACCAACAAUCGUAUGAAGAGAGCGAGCUCGAUAGUGAGUGUAUGGCCAAGCGGUCACAACCGUAUAUUGAAGAUCUCUACUCUGGGACAGGCGAGUUUCUGACAAAACUAACAUCUAGAGAGUUGCUUGAUAUUUCAGGCAAUCAUUCUGGCUUUCAGGGCUCAUUAAACAGCUUGCCCUUCUUCGAGGAGCAUAACCGAACAACAGACUGGAUGCUGAGUAGCAUACUUCAAUGCGACCAAGUACCGUACUAUCCAAACUGA
Molecule: messenger RNA, 750 nt
Organism: Lachancea thermotolerans CBS 6340
Lineage: Eukaryota; Fungi; Ascomycota; Saccharomycetes; Saccharomycetales; Saccharomycetaceae
Product: transcriptional co-activator mating type protein alpha
Exons: 1
Coding region: 1-750 (249 amino acids)
Biological process (GO): positive regulation of mating-type specific transcription, DNA-templated
Cellular component (GO): nucleus
Molecular function (GO): DNA binding, bending
Source: RefSeq, a predicted model, not a curated record